CAGGUACUUUCUGCCAACCACGCGGAGGGCUCGCAAAAAGCGCAUAAUAGUUCAAGCAUGGUGGAGUGUGUAAAUGGUGUGAGUCUGUUUUUGAUCAACGUGUAGUUACGCUUAAGUGAGGAGAAGUAAUCUAAGAAUGGGAGUUGAAGAUAGAGACAGGAAAACAUCCAACUCCUUGAAAAUUACUGAAAAUGGGAAUUCCUCUGAAUUUACCAACAAGAAACAGCCUUCAAAACGUAAGUUGUCUGUUGAAAAAGUCAAGGUGCCUGAUAUUGAGGAUAAAGACCCAGAUCAUGAAGUAAAUUUUGAUAAGGAUGAAAAUCUUUUUGGAACUUUUGAAAACGAAAAUGACAGUUCUGAUGAAGAGGGUGACGACCAAGCCAGUAAUUUUGAUUCAGGUUCUGAGGAUGAACCAAUUUUCGGAACUUCCGACGGCGAAAGUGAAGAUUUGUCAUUUGAGGAUGAUAGCGAGGACGCAAACGAAAGUCAUUCCGAAAAUGAGGAGACCAAACCAAACGGUGUGCAAUCGAGUUCGAAAGCGGACGAUAAUAAAUUAAAAAGAUUCUCAAAGAGGUUCCAGAAUGUAACAUCUAUUAGUAACAAACAGGACAGUGGUGACGGUCAGUUUAAAACAAUGGAUUCUAACAGUAAGAUAGCAAAGUCUAAGAAACGUAAAUCCACAGGUGGUAGAUUCGUAAGGCCUGACACAGAAAGUGUAUUGUGUGGUGAGACAGAAAAGAAGUCGGACGAGUCAGAAGAUGAACAAGAUACUGAAAGAGGAGUAGGUGAAGUAAAAGAUGAUGAGGUAAUGCCAAAUAAAAUUGUUUUGGAAAAGAAGAACGAAUAUGAUGAAUAUGAAGAAGAUGAUACAUCUGAUGAAGAGGAUAUCCGAAAUACUGUGGGCAAUAUUCCAAUGAAUUGGUAUGAUGAUUACCCACAUGUAGGCUAUGACUGGGAAGGUAAAAAAAUUAUUAAACCACCAAAGGGAGAUGAGCUUGACAACUUUUUGAAGAAAAUGGAAGACCCUAAUUUCUGGAGAACUGUGAAAGAUCCUCAAACUGGGCAGGACGUUAUAUUGUGUGAUGCUGAUGCUGAACUUAUUCAAAGAUUACAGAAUCAUAAAAUUCCAGAUUCAGAUUUUAAUGAGUAUGGACCUUGGAUUGAGUGGUUUUCAUCUGAAGUAAUGAAAACACCAGUAAGGAAAUUCCCUGAUCAAAAACGAUCUUUUAUACCUAGUAAAGAUGAAGCUCGGCAAGUUGGUAGAAUAGUUCAUGCUAUUAAGAUGGGUUGGAUUAAGCCAAGGGUAGAGAAACCCAAGGAACCUCAAUUUUACAUGUUGUGGGAGGGUGAUGACACUGCAGAACAUAUGCGCAGAAUACAUAAUCAUAUUCCAGCACCGAAACGGAAUCCCCCAAAUCAUGCUGAGUCAUAUAAUCCUCCUCCUGAAUACUUAUUUGAUGAAAAAGAGCUGAAGCAAUGGAAAAAUAUGAAGAGAACGCCAAGUCAAAGGAAAGUCCAUUUCAUUCCCAAGAAAUAUGCUUCUUUGCGGGAAGUGCCUUUCUAUGAUCGUUAUGUUCAAGAACGUUUCAUGCGUUGCCUGGAUUUGUAUUUGUGUCCUCGGGCUAUUAAAAUGAGGCUUCUAAUUCAACCUGAAGAUUUAGUGCCAAAACUUCCGAGCCCCAAAGACUUGCAACCUUUUCCUACUACUUUGGCACUUGUAUAUAAGGGCCACACUAAUAUGGUGCGAUGCAUUACCGUUGAACCUAAAGGACAGUACCUUGCUUCAGGUUCAGAUGACUUAACAGUAAAAAUUUGGGAAGUGGCCACAGGACGUUGCAUCAGAACCAUCCCUGCUGGAGGAAUAGUUCGCAGUAUCAGUUGGUGUCCAAACACUGCAUUAUCUUUAUUAGCUGUUGCUGCUGACCGUAAACUCCUUUUAAUUAAUCCUGAAGUUGGUGACAGCCUGGUAGUUAAAAAGACUGAUGCUCUCCUUGAGGAAGCACCAGAACAGGAUGUGCUAUUGCCAGAGAAAGUUAAGGCUGCAGUUCAAUGGGAACAAGUUUCAGCCAAAGGAGAUGAAUGGAAGAAAGGAAUUCGUGUUGUAAUAAAUCAUUUUAAGGAAAUAAAACAGGUGACUUGGCAUGGCCGUGGUGAUUAUUUUGCAACUGUGAUGCCUGAAGGUCAGUCUAGAUCUGUUGUAAUACAUCAAGUAUCAAAGCGGAGAUCUCAAAUCCCAUUUAACAGAGCUAAAGGCCUUGUUCAAUGUGUCCUCUUUCAUCCUAUUCGCCCCAUCUUUUUUGUGGCUACUCAGAAAAAUGUUAGAGUGUAUGAUUUGGUUAAACAAGAAAUAGUGAAGAAGCUUUUGUCUAAUUCAAAAUGGAUCUCCUCAAUUGCAAUUCAUCCUGUGAGAGGUGUUGCAUACCACAAAAGAUACCCAUUGUUUGCUUCAAGUUCAGAUGAAAAUUGUGUAAUAGUCAGUCAUGGAAUGGUGUACAAUGAUUUGCUUCAAAAUCCUCUUAUCGUUCCCUUGAAACGCAUGAGUUAUCAUGAGCCAGUAAAUGACUUUUCAGUGUUUGAAGUUUUGUUUCAUCCUUCGCAACCAUGGUUGUUUUCAAGUGGAGCUGAUGGGACUGUGCGCCUUUAUACAUAAUGUAAUAUGUCUAAUAAAAAUUGUUUUUGUUUUAUUCGGCUAUUUCCUUAAUUUGUGAAUAAUAGCAAUGAAAGUUUUAUUUGAAAGUCUAAUGUCUAGUUAUACUGUUAAUGCAGUCGGAGACUUGUGGAUACAAUAAAAUAUUUUUAAUAUGAAUUUGAUCAGUAAUUUUGGUAGGUACAUAAAAAUAUGUAUUUUGUCCUGAUAUGUUAUUGCUUCGAUAUGAAGAUUGAUACACACUGCACAACUUACCGGGAUUGACAGUGAAAGGAUUGUAGAGAGAAAUAUGAAAACUCUUGAAUGAUGCUGCUAAAUGUUCUCUUAUGAAGAGAAUUGUUAAAAGAGAAACAUAGUGAAGUUAACAUCUAGUUAAUUAAUCUGAAUCAUUAAAGUUAUGUAAAAAAUAAAGUCUUGUCUGGACUAUACUGUACAGUACUGUAUGGUGUUGACUGGUUCAUAUGAACUCAAGCCCAAGGGCUUUUUGUCGUUGCUGGUCAUUAGAACCCCUAAAUAAUGCCCUUGGUG
Messenger RNA from Gryllus bimaculatus (two-spotted cricket), 3175 nucleotides. Lineage: Eukaryota; Metazoa; Arthropoda; Insecta; Orthoptera; Gryllidae. The record is from the annotation of a GenBank genome assembly.